AGAAGUGUUCCGAAAUAAUGAAGAUGGAGAAUUGUUCGCAGGUGCAGUGGUUAAGAAGUUCAAAAUCCAAAGUUUUUAGCUGCUGGGGUGUAUUUUUCAUAUUGUAGACAUCUUCAAUCAAAGGUUUUACCAUUUUUAUUGCGAUGGAUAAAAUUCUUCCGUCCUGAAAUUAUGUGUACAAUUGCAUUUUGAAAAUUUUCUUUUUGAGUAGCCAGGUAUAUAUUUACAGGAGACCGGGGAUGGACGCGCGAAUUUUUAACGUCUACUCAACUGUAUAACUCUGUUCAGGUGACAUUGGAGAGCCCAAGAAUAAUGCGCCCAGUAUCCCACUGUAGUAGUGCAGCAACGAUACGCUUCCGUCACAGUAGGAUACAUAUCACAAUACUUGUCUCAUGAUACGAUGCGUAUCACAAUAUAUUUAUCAAUAAAUGCUAUCUGUUUCAUGAUACAAUACGUAUCACAAUAUAUUUAUCAAUAAAUACUAUCUGUUUCAAACUUUCAAUUAAAUGGAGCCCAAACGUUUCCAAAUAUGUGACUAAAUGAAGCAGGCAGUUCUUUCAAUUUAACAGUCACUUGACGUAAGCGCUUACACCGCCAUGGUGGUUUUUGGCAAUACUAAUUACCGCACAGAAAACCAGAAUCAGUCUGAUCUGGAAGACUGUUGGCGUACGUUAAUGCAGAGAAUGAUACCUUAAACCGUGCCAUAUACAGUGAUAUAUUGUCCAACAUUACAAAAUAGAUCUUGAUCUUCUCCCAUUGCAACACUUAAAUCUUUCCUUCCUGAAUGUGCUGUCUUUCUGUGCUUUGUUGUCUUCUGUAGGUGUCUCUUUGACAUUCACCCUGGCUGUUGUAAGAACUUUGAACACCUUUACAAAAAACAAAACACAAAAGCGACACCUAAAACUUGCUGGGGGUUUUCAUAAACGACAUUUGAACAUAUUGCAAUUUAAUUUCCUGAUAAAAAAAAUCCAUCUAAUGAGUAAUCCAUACUAAGCAGGGGUCAACAUUAACUUUUUUCUGCACUUGUCCCAAUGGACAAGUAACAUUAAUAUAUUCACUUGUCCCACUUGAAAAUUUUCAAUUAAGUUUAAUGAUGUCAUGCAGUAAAACGAUAACAUUGCAAUGACAACUAUAUUACUGAUAUUUAUUGGUGUUUUGUCCAAGUCACAUAAUGUAGAAGAAGAAAAAUGCUACUGACUGCCUAUUUUCGAUUUACAGAAACUAAAGUAGUCUUAUAAGAAUAGAAAUAAACUGACUAAAACAUGAACAUAAUUGUAGAAAUGCAAUAGUGCAUAAAUAUCUGAAAUACUAUUUAUGCUAAAUCUUGCAAUAAAUAGCGAGCGUGAUAGUAUCAGCAUCUGUUGCCACUUUAGUCCUUCAAAUUCACUUACAAUUUCCUUGUACGCUUUUAUUCGUAUUCCCUUUUUUUCCAAUACGCAUAUUCAAUUCAAAGACACCAAUGGGGCUGAUUGAAUAUUUUCAAAAAACAUGGAAAGUUUAGUUAUCAUCUGCAUAGUGUUCCAAAUUUAAGGUGAAGUUUUGUGAAUGUUUAUUUCAGAAUAUAAAUAAACAACACGAAGACAAUAUUUGUUGCUUGUUCCGUCGGACAAGUGUUUUAAUACAUUCACUUGUCCGACAGCAAUUUAGUCUGGUACCGGACAAGCGGACGAGCCUUAAUGUUGACUCCUGCUAAGUACAAAUUCAUCAGAUUAUUUAUAUACGUAUAAUGAUAUGCAUACAAAUAUUUCAAUUUGAAGUGCAAAAUUUUGAAUUAGUAAGGCUGAGAUCCUGUUUGGAUGCUUUGGAAUACUUUGAUUUAAUACUAUCAUCAUGAUCAGUCAUAAUAUUUCAUAUCCAUUCAAUGUAUUUUCGUAGGUAUAGGAAACAUGCAGACUAUAUGAUGAUAUUGACAGUAUUGCUUUGUUACACUUCAUUUUACUUGUUCUGUAAAAAAUAUCAAGUUUUUUUUCUAAUUUUCUUUCAGACCAAGAAGAAAACAAAAAAUUAGAUGAGGUAACCUAAUUAAGAAAUGGUGUAUUGACCAAACUUUCAAUAUGGGAAGAACAAAAACUUCCGACUCUUCAUCUUCCAGUGAAACCAGCAAGAAAAGAGAUAAGCAGGCAACAUCAUCUAAAUCUCAUCAAAAUGAUUCGGACUCGGAUUCCGAUGUAAAGCCUCAGGUCUAUCCUGGUACUCACUGGCCCCUUGAUUCUACACUGGAGCUGCUGAUCAACUAUGAUGCAGUGAAGGAGAUAAGAGCAGUGAAGCCGGACUUCUACCCCAUGUUGUUCUACCUGACCAAGUCUGACUACAGUAGUGUAGCCAGAGUCCUGUCCAAACUACCAGUGAUAAUGGACCAUCUCCAGGCAAGGUUGGAUAAAGGGAAGGUGAUGACAGAGUCUCAGGCACCUGUAACAGUGAAACCAACACAGCCUCCUAAAUCUGUCACUCCAACUGUCAUCAGAGAUCUGAUGUCAGCCAAGGAGGAAAUCCUGAAGCUUCUCUCAAAUAUGUGCUUAAAUCAGAAGGACGCUGAUGAAUUAUUGGACUGGUUCAACUCCUUUGAAACAAAAAGAAAGGGAAGAAAUGGGUUCCACUUGGAUGAACAGGAGAAGAUUCAACAUCCAAAACCUGUUACUAGGACAUAUUUCAAAGCUUGACCAGAAGUUGACUUCUGAAAGGUCCAUUGUAACCAGGGCACAAGAAAAACAUGACGGUAGACCUGUAAAUGUGAAGAAACAAGUAAAAUCUGACAGCAAAUGUGUUGGGACAGUUAAAAGGCCUCGAAAAGAUGCAUCACCUGAAGAUAAGUCUAGGCCUCCUACCAGGGAAGAGAUUUAUGAAAAUAUAAACAAAAUGGCAGCUGCUCAAAUAUUGUCAAAGUCUGACAGUGUAAAGACAAAAAAAACAGCUCAUUGUCCAGAAGACAAAAGCCAAAAUCAAAAGAUAGGGACCAAGAAGCGAGGCAGACCACGCAUAGUUAAGGAGUCAGAUGACGAAACCAAUUCUGCUCUUGAAUCGCCAAGUAAAAGGACUAAAACAAAAUCACGACUCUGUAAAUCUGUUUCUCCGUCAGUCAGUUUGCACUCACCCAGCCCACCUUUGUUGUCUCCUCAACCAACAACCUCGCCUUCCAGGUUCAGGCUUAGUAUGGGGAACAUACAAACCUUAUCUGAUGAUAUUAAAUGUGUUCUGAAUAACAAAAUACAACAAUCUAGUGAGGUUGUUGAGAAAUACAUUGGGGUAGAGGUAAAAAACAUAAAUACAGGAGAGGAGUGGUCCCAACACACCCCAGGCCCUGAAACUCUCCAGGGACCACAGACCCCAGAUCCUAUUCAAAGACAACCUAUCAGAAGUAACUUUGGCCCUGUUCCUAUGUGUCUGUACAAAGUGCAGACCGACACAGAUGAAACUCCUAUGGACAAUUCCCUAGAGUUAGUCACUCCUAAAAUAGAAAUUGACAUUGCAGAAGAUGAAUCUUGUGGGCAGUGCUUUGUAAAAGUUGAACCAGGACUAUCUACAGAGUGUUCGGUAACAGCAUCUGGCAUUACACAAAAUUCUACUCCAAUCAUAAAGACCAUUUGUACUGGACCUGUGUGUGGAGGGGACAAUUGUAUGCAUGAACACUCGGUCAUCGUGGAAGAUUGUGACAAUGCUGAUACGGAUUGUGUACAAGAAUCAUUUAAUCAAGAUGCCAAAGAGGCAGAGCCUGUUAUCAUCAUUGAUGACUGAUGAUUGGACACUAAUUUCAUUUAAGUCAUUUUCAUGCGUCAUCAAAAUUCUUAAUAAUUCUAAUGUGUUUGAGUGCAGAAAUUUAUUAAAGUUGAUGAUAAAAUAUGCCUCUCCAACACCUGACUUUAGGUACAACCUAUUACAUGUACUUAAAACCCUGAUCAGUCAUGUCACCAGGAGACUGGUUCCAUCUCAUUGAAGACACCUGGCUUGAAGAUAUGUAAAUACGACUUUGUAAAUGUAUUGCCUCAUUACUUGUAAAUGUAUUGCCUCAUUACUUGGAAAUGCUAUUACUUUGGGUUAUCUCGGACUAAAUAAACAAUGCAUUUUUACUCAAGUGAACAAUUUAGGUAGCUCUUGAUGUUAGAAUGCAUGUUUGAAUAUCUUUUACCAGAAAUGGUCUGGCAUGUUUCCAUUGGUUCCAAUACUAGUGCAAUACAAUUGCAUUGAAUUUUGCAUGUAUUAUCUUUUCAUCCCACCUUUGACAUGCUAUAAAAAAUAACUAAUUAAAAAAAAAGUCAAGGAAAACACAUUUGAAUAAGCUUAAUCCAAAAACCUGCUGUAUGUUAAAGAACAAUUUCGUUUCUUAAAGGUGUGUACAAAAUUCCAAGUCUGUUUUGAGUAAGUCAGUGUCAAAUCCACCUUGUACAUUAUCACUUAUUGAGUUGCACUUCGAUUCUGCUCCUUUGUCACAGUGACACAAAAAUGAAGAAAAAAUAAUUAGUCUUGUCUGCGACAGAGUUACGAAGCAAGACUUUCUCGGGAAUAAAGUUGUAUUGUGUUGUAGUAUAUUGCAUGUCAUUGUACUGAAUUUGAAUUUUUUGCUGUAUCUUGAAUGCUUCUUCCAUUCAUUUACAAAUUAGAUUUAAGUCAAUUGAAUGAUUUCUAUAAGAAAUCCUUUGUAUUUUCUUCUCACUUUUCAGACAGUUUUUUGGGUAAAAUUAAAAUGACUUACAUUUGUAUUUAUGUGAAUAACAAUAGAAUCAGUGAUUUUGCAAAUUUGAUAUCUGUUUUGAAAUGCAUCAAUAUUUAUACAUGUCUAUAAUAUAUAUAAGGUGCCAAUAACUUCCAUAAUGUCAAGUGGAGAUUUUUAUUCUUUUUUUUUUCUUUUUUGAAAAAUUACUGAAAUUUUAGUGAAUUUUGGAGUUAACUUAAAACUUGCUACAUGUACAUGUAUAUGAUAUAGUGACAAAGCAAGACAGUUGAGAUACAUGUAUAUAAUAACAUGUAAUUCUUGUAUAGCUGGUGUGCUUAUUUGCAAUACACAUAAUAAGACUUUUUUAUUAUUGACAUUUGAGACAUCUUGAACUGACAAAAACAGCUGACAGCAUUACAGCUUCUAGUACAGAUGUUGUGAAGUAUUUUAUGAUAAAAAUGUAUAUACAAUGUAGUAAUAAAGUGGUUAUAAUGAAUGCUGUUUUUAUAGCAGACUUAUAAUUUUUUCAGUUAUCUUUGUUCAACUCAUCGUCGCUGAUGCCAGUCUAGAUACUGUCUUUUUAUAGAACUCAAUAAU
Molecule: messenger RNA, 5245 nt
Organism: Pecten maximus
Lineage: Eukaryota; Metazoa; Mollusca; Bivalvia; Pectinida; Pectinidae
Exons: 6
Coding region: 2055-2660 (201 amino acids)
Source: RefSeq, a predicted model, not a curated record